AUGACUUCUUCUUCAGUAACAAAACUGAUUGAUACUGCUCAUAUUAUUGAAUCGAAAGGCAUGCAUCGUUAUUCGAUUAUUUGGUUUCAUGGUUUUGGUGAUAGUUCAGAUGGCUACAAAGAUUUAUUUACUCAAAUCCAACCACCAAAUACAAGAAUUGUUUUACCAAAUGCUUCAAAACAAUUGGCAACGAUUGAAGGUCGCCAGCAUUAUUUACGAAGCUGGUACGAACAUGAUGAAACAAGUAUAGAAAAAGGUUUACAAGUCAUCGAAUCAGCAAAAGAAUUGAUUGAACAAGAAAUUCAACUUAUCGACGAUGCCUUGCUUAUAAUUAUUGGUGGCUUUAGCCAAGGUGCUUGUCUAUCAUUAAUAACUGCGUUAACUCAUACAAGACAACAAUUGGGUGGUGUCAUUUGUUGUAGUGGCCAAUUAGUAUUACAGGAGAAAAUUCCACAAAUGUUAAGUGAAUAUGCAAGAAAAAUACCGAUUUUAGUUUUACAUGGAAAAGAUGAUAAUCGAAUUAAAUGGGGCGAUGUUAAAGUUGGUUUAGAAUUAUUAAAAAAGAAUGGAAUCGAUGAUAAUAUGCAAGUCGUAUUAAAAGACGGAGUAGAACACACCAUUAGUCAACGUGGAUUCCAACUAAUAAUUAUGUUUAUUAGCAAACAAUUCAAAUUGUAA
Rotaria socialis is the source of this 678-nucleotide messenger RNA. NCBI's taxonomy places the organism in Eukaryota, Metazoa, Rotifera, Eurotatoria, Philodinida, Philodinidae. The record is from the annotation of a GenBank genome assembly.